Molecule: messenger RNA, 654 nt
Organism: Candidozyma haemuli
Lineage: Eukaryota; Fungi; Ascomycota; Pichiomycetes; Serinales; Metschnikowiaceae
Gene: PRE3
Product: proteasome core particle subunit beta 1
Exons: 1
Coding region: 1-654 (217 amino acids)
Cellular component (GO): proteasome core complex
Molecular function (GO): threonine-type endopeptidase activity
Source: RefSeq, a predicted model, not a curated record
AUGAACGGAGUGUCUGUGGAUAUCAACCAUUUAAAGAAAGGCGAGGUGAACCUCGGUACGUCGAUUAUGGCGGUCACGUUUAAAGACGGUGUUAUUCUCGGUGCCGAUUCCAGAACUACUACAGGUACUUAUAUUGCCAAUAGAGUGUCCGAUAAGUUGACCCAGAUCCACGAUACCAUCUACUGUUGUCGUUCAGGCUCUGCUGCUGAUACCCAGGCGGUGGCAGAUAUUGUCAAGUACCAUUUACAGGUGUACUCGUCGCAAUUGCCGCCAGGAGAGAAGCCUUCGACCAAGGUGGCUGCCAGUGUUUUCCAGGAGAUCUGUUACAACAACAAGGACGCCUUGACGGCGGGAAUCAUCUGUGCUGGCUACGAUAAGAAGAACAAGGGUAAGGUUUUCUCGAUUCCAAUUGGUGGUUCCAUCCACGAGCAACAGUACGCCAUUGCCGGUUCAGGGUCGACGUUCAUCUACGGAUGGUGUGACGAGAACUGGAAGCCAGAAAUGGAAAAGGACGAAUGUGUACAGUUUAUAAAAACGGCAUUGGGCGAGGCCAUCAAGUGGGACGGCUCGUCGGGCGGUGUGGUGAGAAUGGUCAUUUUGACCGAGCUGGGCGUGGAGCGCUUGAUCUUCUACCCUGAGGACUACCAGAAAUAG